This is a messenger RNA of Coregonus clupeaformis (lake whitefish), 1204 nucleotides long. Its product is annotated as hippocalcin-like protein 1. Lineage: Eukaryota; Metazoa; Chordata; Actinopteri; Salmoniformes; Salmonidae. The record is from RefSeq and is a predicted model, not a curated record. The coding region runs from base 521 to 1102 and encodes 193 amino acids. Gene Ontology annotation, molecular function: calcium ion binding. The transcript has 5 exons.
ACCACGUAAUCCCUCGGACCCCCCUCCCCCUCCUUAAAUCCCCUGUACCCCGCACACCUAGCUAAAACCAACUCUCUCUCGCUCUCCCUCUCUUAUCCCUGUGGAAGCACGUGCCCUCCCAGCCAUUAGUUGCCUCGCUCUGUCUGCUCGUUGUUGUCUCACGGGGCUUGAGUGUGACGGUGUGAUGGUUUGCAGGGCUCCGCCGCAGUAGCAGCAUAAGAAGAGGAAGAAGCAGAGACGGUAGCUGUGUGUAUCAAGCAGCCAGUCCGGAUGCUCUUCCAUCUCCCGUCUAUCGACCGGAGGACGCAGCCAGACCAAGCCGAGCAUCCACUCAUCUAGUCUCGUCUCUCUCGCGCUCUCGCCCCCCAUCGCUACGCUCGCUGAAAUCAUCAGCCCGCGGAGCUCUCUGUUGGAUAAAGGGUUGUGACCAGGGGCUUGGUAGGUGUUGUUGCCGCUGUAGUCCAUCGCUGAGGUUGUCUCGGAGACCGAGUGUGUGUCGCCACGGUGUUGCAUCGUUGCCAUGGGGAAACAGAACAGCAAGCUGCGGCCAGAGAUGCUUCAGGACCUGAGAGAGAACACUGAGUUCUCUGACCAUGAACUACAGGAGUGGUACAAGGGCUUUCUGAAGGACUGUCCCAGCGGCAACCUGAACGUGGAGGAGUUCAAGAAGAUCUACGCCAACUUCUUCCCUUACGGAGACGCCUCCAAGUUCGCCGAGCACGUCUUCCGAACGUUCGACACCAACAACGACGGCACCAUCGACUUCCGGGAGUUCAUAAUUGCGCUGAGUGUCACUUCACGGGGAAAGCUGGAGCAGAAACUUAAGUGGGCCUUCAGCAUGUAUGACCUGGAUGGGAAUGGGUACAUCAGUCGUGAUGAGAUGUUGGAGAUCGUACAGGCCAUUUAUAAGAUGGUGUCAUCUGUGAUGAAGAUGCCGGAGGAUGAGUCCACGCCAGAGAAGAGAACAGACAAGAUCUUCAGACAGAUGGACAUCAAUAAUGAUGGUAAACUGUCACUGGAGGAGUUCAUUAAAGGUGCCAAAAGUGAUCCCUCUAUCGUGCGGCUACUCCAGUGUGACCCCAGCUCCGCCUCCCAGUUCUAACCCCGCCCACCUGGCCUGCCACGCCCACCCCAAUUGCUAUGGAAACAGUAACUCCAAUUAGUUCAUGAUGGUUCUCAUCACUCAUAUAUUUUUGGUGUACAA